AUGUCUUCGCCCGAGAAAGCCAUCGAAACUCUAGCUGGCAAGGUCAACCAACUUCGUGGCCUCUACGGCUUCGAAACGGUCAAAUAUUUCACAUCUCCGCCCAACGAAGAUGUUUUUAUGCGUUUGUCCGACCAGGAAAGUAGUGAUUGCGGAGUUAGCGCACACAUGGGGUUGAAAGGUGGCUGCUUUGGACUUAGGGGCUGUCCAGUGUUCAAGAAUCGGGUUGACCUGCUUGGGAGACGGGGAUCGAAAGCUGAUCUAUAUUCUCAGAUCAUUAUAUGGUUUCAGGACAACCGCGCGAGGCUACCCAUGAGUUACAAGGACGAAAAACUUUAUAUUACUUUAAAGGCGAAGAUAAAAUCCUCGGAGUCUCAAGAUCAGCAAUUUGCGGAAGAAUAUGAAGCUUUUCUCAACGGCGAAGCUAAAAUCCGCGUUCACAUUGCGUCGCAGGAUCGUGUCGGGGUCGUUGUUCCUGAGACCAAAUUGGAGUCUAGUAACUCUAGUAAUAUAGCACAGCUCGAUCCCACCGACAACAAUCAUGGACGGGGAAUGAAGAGAGAUAGAGAGGAAGACGCGGAUAUGGCUGAUGGCGAUGUGGAAGUACCACGAAAGCUAAGCAAACAAGGAAGAAAGAGGGCAGCAAGAAGAGCGAAAGUAAUCGCGGUCGUGGCAGAUUCCCAAGAUUAGUCCACGCAAAAAUCAUCGUGAGGUUUGGCAUCAGGAUCUCCGGAUCUCUUAGUGUGAUUUUGCUGUUAGCUGGGGAUAAUUGAUAUCCUUUCGGUCUCUGAGCUGCUACUGAGUUCAGGAUUGAUGGUUUCAUAACUAAAAUGAUGUUUAACGAUCAGUAGUCCUCUUGAGAUGGUAAUGGACUUUGCAAGUUCAAGGUUGAGCAGCGGGCAGCGAGGAUCACCACAUUCGUCCAUAUACUUCAAUAUUCUAU
Botrytis byssoidea is the source of this 940-nucleotide messenger RNA. RefSeq lists its product as uncharacterized. The coding region runs from base 1 to 687 and encodes 228 amino acids. Lineage: Eukaryota; Fungi; Ascomycota; Leotiomycetes; Helotiales; Sclerotiniaceae. The record is from RefSeq and is a predicted model, not a curated record. The transcript has 3 exons.